Messenger RNA from Salarias fasciatus (jewelled blenny), 2450 nucleotides. RefSeq names its product acid-sensing (proton-gated) ion channel 1b (gene asic1b). The record is from RefSeq and is a predicted model, not a curated record. Gene Ontology annotation, biological process: sodium ion transmembrane transport. The transcript has 11 exons. Lineage: Eukaryota; Metazoa; Chordata; Actinopteri; Blenniiformes; Blenniidae. Gene Ontology annotation, cellular component: plasma membrane. The coding region runs from base 439 to 2010 and encodes 523 amino acids. Gene Ontology annotation, molecular function: ligand-gated sodium channel activity.
GUGUCCGUGGUUUCAUAUCAGAAGAAGUGUGUGAGGAGAAAAGACCAGUUCUGGCAUCCAUCCAUCCAUCUCUAUCCAUCCAUCCAUCCAUGCGCGCUCCACACUGGCUUCUUUAUUCUUAUUAUUAUUAUGGAACUGUGACCCUAACGGAGCCAGCACACUUACCCUCGCCUGCACUUUUCUCUCCACGCAAGGACUCGGAUAUUUGCGGGGUGUUUUGGAGGAGAUGCUGUGGAUGUCGCGCUGUUUUUGCCGGCUGCCAGUGACGCAACAUCUCACACGGACUGCAUGAGAAAUACAUGCGUCGAAGGGCGUGAACUUGCAGCCACUAACCGCCUCCUUAUUAAUAAAGCAUCUACUUAUUUAUAAGAAGCCGGCUUGCUCCCGUGGCGUCCUCACAGCCGUCAUUCAGCCAAAAACUCGUAUCCCGGGGACAUAAUGGAUCUGAAAGCGGACUCGGAGGACAUGGUGGACUACAAGCAGCCCGCUCCCAUUGAAGUUUUCGCCACCAGGUCCACGCUGCACGGCAUCUCGCACAUGUUCACCUACGAGCGGAUGUGCAUCAAGCGGAGCCUGUGGAUUCUGUUUUUCAUGGCUUCCGUGGGCGUCCUGGUGAUGGUGUGCGUGGACCGCGUGCAGUUCUACUUCGAGUACCCCCACGUUACCAAGCUGGACGAGGUGGCCGCCACGAUGAUCACCUUCCCCUCCAUCACCUUCUGCAACCUCAACUCCUUCCGCUUCAGCCGCGUGACGCGCAACGACCUGUACCACGCAGGGGAGCUGCUCGCCUUGCUCAACGGCAGGUAUGAGAUCCGCGACCCACACUUGGUGGAGGAAAACGUCCUGCAAGUCCUGAAGGACAGAGCGGACUUUGACAACUACAAGCCUCGUCCUUUCAACAUGCGUGAAUUCUACGACCGGACAGGUCACGACAUCAAGGACAUGCUGCUGGCCUGCUCCUACAGAGGCAUGGAGUGCAGCGCCGAAGACUUCAAAGUGAUAUUCACACGCUAUGGAAAAUGUUACACGUUCAAUUCGGGCCAAGACGGGCGACCCCUGCUGGUGACGAUGAAGGGUGGGACCGGCAAUGGCCUGGAGCUGAUGUUGGACAUCCAGCAGGAUGAAUACCUGCCUGUAUGGGGAGAGACGGACGAGACAUCGUUCGAAGCGGGGAUCAAAGUUCAGAUCCACACCCAGGACGAGCCGCCAUUCAUAGACCAGCUGGGCUUUGGAGUGGCGCCGGGGUUUCAGACCUUUGUCUCUUGUCAGGAGCAACGGCUGACGUACCUGCCGCCGCCAUGGGGGGACUGCAAAGCCACGCCGAUGGAUUCAGACUUCUUCAGCUCCUACAGCAUCACAGCAUGCCGCAUCGACUGUGAAACCAGAUACCUGGUGGAGAACUGCAACUGCAGGAUGGUCCACAUGCCAGGAGAUGCCCCUUACUGCACCCCGGAGCAGUACAAGGAGUGUGCAGAUCCUGCCUUGGACUUUCUUGUCGAGAGAGACAAUGACUACUGUGUGUGUGAGACGCCGUGCAACCUGACACGAUAUGGUAAAGAGCUGUCCUUUGUCAAGAUACCCAGCAAAGCGUCGGCCAAGUACCUCGCCAAGAAAUUCAACAAGACAGAGCAGUAUAUAGCCGAUAACAUCCUGGUUUUGGAUAUUUACUUUGAAGCACUGAACUACGAAACCAUCGAACAAAAGAAAGCCUACGAAUUGGCAGGCCUUCUGGGUGAUAUAGGAGGCCAGAUGGGUCUCUUCAUCGGGGCCAGCAUCCUCACUGUUCUUGAGCUCUUCGACUAUCUAUACGAGGUGAUCAAGUACAAGCUGUGCCGGUGCAUGAAGAAGAAACACAAAGGCCGCAGCAACAACGACCGGGGAGCUGUGCUGAGCCUGGAUGAUGUGAAACGCCAUGCUCCUUGCGAGAACCUGCGUACGCCAUCGACGUAUCCUGGCAACAUGCUACCUCAUCAUCCAGGCCAGGGUAACUUUGAAGACUUCACUUGUUGAACAGACCUGGGUGGAGCAUCAAAGUGCGCGUUAUGCAACCAAAGCCAACCAUACAACAAGAACUAUCCGACGCAGGGGGGAGUGAGGAACUGAUACGAAAUCUAGCUGAGGUACUUUUUACAGACAAAGAAGAAAAAAAAACUGAAUAAAACUGACAAAUCAAACAUGACAAAGAAUUUUUCCCCCAAGGCCAAGUGGAAGUCCUGAAUAGGAAAAAGACAACAACAAAAAAAUCUGUUAAUUUUCUGGAGAACAUUUCAUGCAGCUCUCUUCAACUCUGUGUUUUUUCCUCCGGAAUACUGCCGCAAAGGAUGCUCAUGGAGAAACCUUACCAACAAGGACCUCUCUCUUUUUCUCUCUCUCUCUCUUUCAAAAAGACAAAAAAAUGCAAAAAGAAACAAGGGAUAAUGUACAAAUAUAUCACCAUAGACGACAGAUCA